GAUUGAUUGUUAUCCUAUCCAUAUUUAUUCUUGUCUUGUGACGAGCAUCGCCCAGAGUCGGAUUUUCAGUCUCAGUCCCACGCAUGCCUUUUUUCGUCCGUAGAUGGGUGAAAACUAUGAUAGUAUACCAUCGGAUUUGAACAGAUUGUCUUACUCUUAUCUGUUCUUGGAAUUAAAAUGAUGGCAGAAACCAAAGCAGUACGAGUCGUGCCCUCGGGACAUAUCUACAAACAAAUAUUUGAUGCCCAGGUGCAAUUAGUCAAGACACUGGAGCAAAAUGAUCACCCUCGCCAACAAUGUGAACCUAAGACCUUGUCUGUCCCUUUGGUUCAUGAGAACCGUGCUGAGAUGGGUAAGAGUCUGCUGCCCUCUAGAGAUGUAGAUUGGAUGGAGAGUUUGCCAAACAACCAGCAAACUGAAAACCCUGUCCUUUACAAGCAAUCUGUUGAAAAUGCUGAUAGGAAAGCAAAAGAACCCAAAUCAGUCAUCGCAGCCAGAGAAGUCAGAGGACUUGCUGAUACUAUUGAAUCUGAGAAACUUGGAUCAGAUAUCAUAGAGAGAUUAGCAGAGAGUAGGAGAGUUAGACAUGAUGAGGCUACUGAAGAUCUACAUCAUGAAUUCACAAUCAUUUCAAAUGAUAUUGAGCCUAAGAUAGCAGCCAGUGGUGAACUUCUGAUCAAGAAACUUGAUGACAAUGAUAAAGAAAUUGAGAAGAUGCUUGCACGGAUAGCUGAUGAUGAUGAACUGAAAGAUUAUAGUCUAUCUGAGUUGGUGAGUCUAUGGGCACAGAUAGAAGAACAAGCAUGGAUAAGAAGGGAGUUUAUCAAUGAAAUGGAUGCAACUCUGACUUCAUUAGAAGACGAUAGGCUAGCCAAGCUGAAAGACAUCCUAAAGACAUACGCCAAGAAGAUGGAAGGCAUUGCCUAUCUAAUGCCCCCUGACGUCCAGAGAUUGAUUGAGAAGGAAUCUACUGUGAUCAAUCAGACACUGCUCAUAAACAGAAGAGCUUACACAGAUCUACAUGCUAGGUUAAUGAAGACUGACAUUGAACGCGACAAGAACCAUAGAGGGAUCUGGGAAGAUAGGCUGGCCGACUGGCGCAAGCUCAACAUUGAGAUUGCUGUCAAUAAAUUCUUGGACUUUAUGCAGAGUGAUCGUAUUGUAAACCCUUCUAAGGUCAAUGUACUUUUGGAAAAGCUGCACCAUGAACAAGUUCAACUAAAUGUUGAAAGACUGGAAAUCUUAGCAAAACUCAAUGAAAUGAAGCCUCCAAGAUCGACCAAGACUGCAGCAUACCAGUGGAAUAAAGAGAUUGUGAAUUCUUGCCAACGUAUUGAGCAGGUUCAUGUGACUUACCUUGAUGAGUUACAUACAGAAUAUGAACAGGUCUGCAAGGAAUGCUUGGAUAUGGUGGAAAGUUUUCAGAGUGAACUCUUGGAUGCUGGGGUCUGUACUGAGGAAAAGGUUGUGGAGGUCACAGAGGAACGGAUUCUACCAGAAGUCGGUCGACGUCAAGUCUCGUUUGAGAAGGCUCUAGAAGAAAUGGAUCUCUCCCUUGAGAGGUUAGCAGAGCGUCAUGCCCAGGAACUCAGAUCACUCUUCAAAUUCACCCAGGGUGCGGCUCACCUCUGGGACGUCCAUGAAAUCAACCUUGCUAAGAAAGAGCGCCAGCUACAGGAACAACUUGAAGAGUGUCGCAGGAAACAUGACAAUCUCAACCAGGACAUGGAAGCUAAUCUUGAUAUCUUGAUGGAUAGAUUGAGACAGGAAAGUAGCGAAGAAGCUCUUAAAACAACCAUGGAUAAGGCACAUCAAAUGCUUCUGAAGAUUCAAGAUAGCUAUCUUAAUUUCUAUGAAGACCAGGAGAUGAUAGUCCAAGGCUAUCCUAGUAUGGUACAAGAAGAGCUACAACGCUAUGAUGACACGCUCUGCAUCUUCUUCGGGGUCGAUAGAAUUAAUCCCUUGGAGAAACAGGCAGAAAGUAAGAAAUUACAAGAAGAACAGGCAAGCAGCAUCAAGAGUCAAUCUGAUUCUCCAAAGUCCUCUAGGGCAGGGAGUAGGGCUGAGAGCAGGACUAGUAGCCAGGGCGUUAGAGAGACCAGCAGCCCGGCGGGUAGUCGAGCUGAUUCCCAGGCAGGCAGCCAAGCGGGAAGUGAAGCAGGCAGUCAACCAGACACCUCCCAGUCUACUAAACUGUCUUCAAACAAGUUUGGUACAAGUAUAAGGGAUUCAAGUCUGAGAAAGACUGUUCUGACAUCAGACCCUAAAAUGAGGGGGUCUUCCAGUCGUUCACGAGACAGCCCCUCGUCGUCUCCAGCCCCCAGCCAGGAACCUCCUAUUGUCACCGAGGUGCUCCUCACAUCCAAUGGUACCAACUUCUAUGUCCUGACGGUUGCAGGGGAGCAUGGGAUCACAUCGGAUGGGGACCAGAAUGAAGGUCAGGCGGUGUCUGAGGAGGGUCGUCCGGUAUAUCUAGUCAACGUCACCAUCCCGCAAGAAACGCUCAACAAUCUAAGAAAAACAAUGAGGAUGUCCUUUCUGGAGCACCUUGAGGAAUGGAAGGUCUAUGCUGUAGAGAGGGCACACAGUGUAGUUGCUGCUAAGACUGAGGAGCUAAAGAGUGAGUUAGACCUGAGGCUCCAUCUUCACGAGCCCCGUUCACAGCGCACAGAGCUUGACAUACACAACGUCCGAGCAGCGGAACUUCUGCUUCAUCAGGAACGGGUCAGCAAGCAUUCUAAGGGUGUGUCUUGCGCUCUGUCAGAGGUCAAGCAGCGGUUUGCUACGAUGCAGAAAGAGCAUGACGGCGUCGUGGAGAAGUUCAAGCAAGAGAUUGAUACCAUGGAGAAUGUCUUUGUGAAUGCCUCUAGAUCAGCAGAUUUGGUAUCUCUAUCUCACCAAGUGAACACCAAGGUUGAGUCUCAUAUGGAUGUCAUCAGGGCUUCUUUGAGGCAGUUCAGGACAUACCUUGAUGAUACACUGCAGAUGCUUAGGGAAUCCAAUGCAAGGUUCAUCAAGUCUUUCAAAUUAUUUUCUGAUGGUGGUAACUUCUCUCCCGAGGAGGUAGAAGCUUAUAAGAAGAAAUUAGAAAAGUUAGCGACAAAGAUAGAUUCGGCUGAAGGAUUUGUGAUGGCUGAUUUAGAAGGAAUGGAAGCAAGGAGAUUGGCACAAGCUACUACUAUAGCUGGAAAGUUUGAGGAUAGAUUUAAGAGUCACCUGUUUGAUCUGACAUUCAUUGAGAAGCUGAGUAGAUGGCUAAACAACACACAGGUUAAGAUCAAAGGAGAGGUGGCACAGAGUAAUACACAAGCACAGAGCCUUAUGAGACUCCUUAACAAACUAGAAACUAGAGUAGAUGCCUGUGAAAGACCCAAUCUAGACAAAGAGCAAAUAACCCCUGGUGAGCUACUUGAGACGUUACCAUCUAUCUUCCAAGCAUUUGAUGAGAGAGCUCAAUACCUAAACUGUGCUAAACACCUGUUGUUGAAUGCUCCUCCAGCUAACCUAGCUCCAUCCUCCAGAGGCAAUCAAAACACAACUCCAAAGGUUGUAUUUACAAGUGAGCAGCAGCAGCAGCAGGGAGUAGGAAGCCAACAGACAUCUGGUACAGCUAUAGCUCAGACACCCAUGACAUCUACUACUACAGCAGCACUUAAAGCAGCCAAGCUACAAUCUGAAGAUGCUGCCGUCUCGGUCAUCAAGAACAUCCUCACAUCUCAAAAGCACAAGAUGAAAGGCCAGGAAGAGGAGACACCAUUGACGACUCCAUCUGUAUCUAGACCCCUAGCAUCCCAGCCAGUUUCUACUGCCGGAGAUGGGCAAGGAAAGGGUGUAGCUAGACCCCCUGCGAAGCUUGUUGAUAAGGAGAGGUCAAAGGUCAACCAUGUGAAGAGAACCACCUCUAUGACAUCGGAACACAACCCACGGAGAAGUGCUUCUGGAAUUCAAAAGAACAAGAAUAAUGGUCUCAAGUUUGAUCCCAAGUACUACGUCUUUGGAGAAAAGCCAGAAAAAGAAACUCAUUUCUUAGCUUUGAUAAAGAAGACACUACAAGAUGCCUUGGAUGGUCUACUUACCACUGCGGAUUUGUACUACAGGCAGAAAGGAAGCCGUCCUGUGACCAGACCACAAGCCAUUCAUGAGAUCUUUGAACAGUGUGCUGAUGUGAUCGUCACUAAACUCCAGUCUUACUACAAACAAGCUGAUGAAUAUCAUAACCAGUGCUUACAAGAAUUUCGUGAGCAGCUUGAGAGGCUGGAGAUAGAAGUAGCCAAGGUUCCAUCGCUGGUCAUCAAACAGCUUCUUAAACAUCACAUACAGAAAGCUAAUGGUUUGAUGAAACAAGGUGGAGGACAGUUCACACAGAAACUUAGCCAGUGGGAGAAAGCAAGGACCCAGCACAAGAUCUUACUGCGCCCCACCCUAGGGCACCCACACAAUCACAAUGAGCUUGUAUCGUUAUGUGAUCAGGAAGAGGAGAGGAGGAAAGAAUUCAUGGCUGGAGUGGACGAGAACGCCAAGAAUCUCAGGGAUGCUAUGAAAAGCUGUGGAGAUGACUUUGUGAAGCAGCUUGCUACAACGACAGAACAGCUUCUUAUUCUUCUUGAUUCAGAAUUAACAGUAGAUGACGUCAUUACCGGCCGGGUGGAUCCAAAGCGUAUGAAAACCAGUGCCUUGAUGAGACGCAAACAAGCAGGACUCCCUCUAGAGGACAAUGAGUACAUUCCACUCAUCAAGCGUGGCACUCGUCAAUGGGAGGGGCUUCCCCUUAGUAUUCAACCAGAGCCGACACCCCCUCCUAAAAUAGAGACACAGACCCCUUCCCAGACGCCAUCUCAGACUCGCAGUCGAAGCAGACUGGCUAAGGGUAAGAAGGUAGAGGCUGAAGUAGCUCCUAAACCAACUACGACUGCAGCAGUGACAACACAGAAGACUACACUGGCCCAUCAAGCAACCUAUGAUGCUAGGAAUCAAGCUUUUAAGCAAAGCACAGCUGACUACGAGCAGCGGUUGAAGGAGAUCGCUACCAAGCAAGAAGAACAGACCAUUGCAGAGAACAGGUGGACAGGUAGCUGGCAGACGGCUGUCCAGAAAGUCAAAGACCUCUACUAGAAACACUCUAUGACUGUACCUUUUAUACGCAUCAUUGGAGAAAGUCUGAGAACUCUAAAAACAUUCCUCUAAUGUAGUUCUGUGGGGUCUGAGAAGUGCAGCAUUCUGACAGUCCAAUGGCAUUUAAAAAGAUUCCUUUGAAGUGAUCCAGCCUUAUCUGCAAAAUUGCAGCUUUUGUUUAUACAAUAUUCUCCUAACCCAAUAUCAGCUGUGAGAAAACUUGAUUUGAUCAUCCACUAUUUGGUUUCAUUUGUGAUUAUCUCCUGCAAUGAGUGUUUUUAAGUUUGGUGUCGGUGCUAGCGUUGGUGUGGAAUGCAUAAUUGAAUUUGCUUUCCCCAAUCCCCAACACCUAAUUAAGUUUGGUGUAGGUGCUGGUGUAAGAAGCACAAUUGCCUUCCAUAGCUCUGACAACAAAUUUCAGUUUACAAAAAUCAAAUUCAGACAUACUUUUGCUCCUCCAAAUUAGCCACAAAAUAUCAUCUUAACCUGACUGCAAUAAUCUAAAAAAUUUUGUGCCUCUUACAAUGCUGUGAAUAUGGUGACUAUCUGUAAUGACGUCUGUAUUUUGCCUUAACAAUUGUUAUUGAAUCAAAGCUAAAAUACUUUGUUCCCUGUAUGUACUAGAUUACCUUGAUAUUUUCCAUAGAUUAACUUAUAUAUGAUGUACAUAUGUAUAUAUUAAAGAAAAAUGUUUCUAUUUAAAAACUUGUAUAGUAUACUUAUAUGCAAAAUCAAUCAAAACCUAAAUUUCUGCUUUACAUCCGUCCAAUGUAAGCCAAUGCAGUGUUUGAUAUCAGCUGGUAAAAACUUUCCACUCCUUAUCAAUAGUGCCUCUAAUUGUUAUAUUCAUAAAGUUCGCUUCAAGUAGUAGGGCUUGAUACUUACUUUGUGAUAUCAAAUCACUGAAUAGUACAGCAGCUACUCUUUUAAAACCAGGAGGGUGUUUCACAAAGAUUUAAGUAUGAAUUAUAGACGCUCUUAAAUGCCGACACGUACAAGAUAUGCAAUGAGCAAUCUUAUUGAUAUGCAGUAGUGUGCGCCCUUUGCUUUAUUUGACCAAUGCGGUCAUGCCUUUGAUACCACAUGCAACUAGACAUUUAAGUGCGACUCUAAGUCAUCCUUUAAUCUUUGUGAAACAUUUCCCAGGGUAAUUAUGCUGCAUUAUUGUAGCAUUAUUAUACACAGCACUUCCUUUUCACAUGCUGCUUUUCAAGAAACAAAUACAUUGUAUUCAAUAUAAUUAUUUAUCUUUCAUUUCAAAGAAGUUUUUGAUUCUCUUUAUUUGGAAUCAUUAGAAUUGCUUCUCAUAUUAUGGGGGUAUAAAUCCAGACCAUUAUUGAAAUCAAACAAUUUUCAAAUAUAUUGCCAUAAUCACAUUUUAUAUAUUGUCUGUUCAGCUGUUGGGAUCACAAUUAUUUGAUUAAAGCAGGUUGGAUUUUGGACAAAUAUGUCAAAAAUGUCUAUACUGCUGACUCCUAUUCAUAGCUGGGAAAGAUUUGUUGAAUAUUCUCCAUUGAUUGUUAUGUAAAUAAAACCUUAUACUGUCAAACAACUU
This is a messenger RNA of Lytechinus variegatus (green sea urchin), 6667 nucleotides long. RefSeq names its product coiled-coil domain-containing protein 180-like (gene ccdc180). The record is from RefSeq and is a predicted model, not a curated record. The coding region runs from base 178 to 5112 and encodes 1644 amino acids. The transcript has 35 exons. Lineage: Eukaryota; Metazoa; Echinodermata; Echinoidea; Temnopleuroida; Toxopneustidae.